AUGGACGGUGACAGCUACUCUACUAACAGCUCUGCUAAUAGCUCUAAUCAGAGCGUGUCAGGCACGGACACAAGCCGUGUCAACCUUGCUAAUUUCCCUUUGUUGAUGGCUGCUCUGGCCUCAGGUGUGUUGCGGGCGACCGCCCGUCCACCUCGAACGAGGCAACAGCAUCGCCCGUGGACCUACCAUCAACAUCAGGGGCCAGCAGCAACCCUCGCCCUCGUCAGAAGGGUAAAUCUUACGGGCGAGCUGUUUCGUGGAGCUCUGGAGGAAAGUAAGCAAGGAGUUUACAAGGUGAUAAGGUAUCCCGAUACCAGGUCAGACCUUGUGUUAUUUGUUUGA
This is a messenger RNA of Cooperia oncophora, 342 nucleotides long. The record is from the annotation of a GenBank genome assembly. NCBI's taxonomy places the organism in Eukaryota, Metazoa, Nematoda, Chromadorea, Rhabditida, Trichostrongylidae.